GCUUAAGCUGAAAUUACCUGCAACGAAGCAUAGGCCCGGCUCUGCUUCCAGCGCAAUAUUUUCUCCUCGCCUCACUACCCCCGGCCACUGGCCACUAUAAGUAGCAGCUUCCUCUCUGCCUGCCCGGCAGCAAGCAGCAUCCGACGCAGUCGAGCGCGACCGCCGUCAAAUCCGUCCAUAAGUGCGCUGCGAUGAUGGCCGGGUCUUGCUCGUCCAAGUUUCUUGGAGCGGUCGCGGUGGCGCUCGUCCUCGCCGCGCCGCUGGCGCUGGCUGGCGACCCGGACUACCUCCAGGACCUCUGCGUCGCCGACCUCAGCUCCGAGGUGAAGGUGAACGGGUUCCCGUGCAAGGCGAACGCGACGGCGGACGACUUCUUCUCCAGCGUCCUGGCCAAGCCGGGCGCCACGAACAACACCGUCGGCUCGGCGGUCACCGGCGCCAACGUCGAGAAGGUACCCGGGCUCAACACCCUGGGCGUCUCCCUCUCCCGCAUCGACUACGCCCCCGGCGGGCUCAACCCGCCGCACACGCACCCGCGCGCAACCGAGCUCGUCUUCGUCCUCUACGGCACGCUCGACGUGGGGUUCGUCACCACCGCCAACAAGCUCGUCGCCAAGACCAUCACCAAGGGCGACGUCUUCGCGUUCCCGCGCGGCCUCGUGCACUUCCAGAGGAACGCCGGCGACGAGCCCGCCGCCGUCAUCUCGGCGUUCAACAGCCAGCUCCCCGGCACGCAGUCCAUCGCCAUGACGCUCUUCGGGGCCUCGCCGGAGGUGCCCGACGACGUGCUCGCCAAGGCGUUCCAGAUCGGCGACGAGGAGGUGGACAAGAUCAAGGCCAAGUUUGCGCCCAAGAAGAGCUAAAGAUUCGAAUUUUUUGGUGGCAACGAUGCAUUGUUGGUUCCAUUAUCGCUAUUAGCUUGUGUGUGAUUUCUGACAGGGCGUGCCGUGCAACCGCGUCGUGUCCGCUAUGUGAUCGUUGAUUCAGUGUGACCUGCAGAAUGAAUUAGGUGUCUCUACUUGUAAUAAGUUGCAGCCUUGCACGGAGAACGUUCUGUUCAUCUUUUAUUAUUAGCCCAAUCAUUUCGGAGAUUCUAUUUGUAAACCAUAUGAUAUUACUACAACUACUACCUUUUUAAUUUACCAUCUUAGCAUGA
This is a messenger RNA of Phragmites australis (common reed), 1156 nucleotides long. Its product is annotated as germin-like protein 5-1. The transcript has 2 exons. Gene Ontology annotation, cellular component: cell wall; plasmodesma. Bases 192 to 863 code for a protein of 223 amino acids. NCBI's taxonomy places the organism in Eukaryota, Viridiplantae, Streptophyta, Magnoliopsida, Poales, Poaceae. Gene Ontology annotation, biological process: plasmodesmata-mediated intercellular transport; regulation of root development. Gene Ontology annotation, molecular function: manganese ion binding. The record is from RefSeq and is a predicted model, not a curated record.